Molecule: messenger RNA, 1146 nt
Organism: Filobasidium floriforme
Lineage: Eukaryota; Fungi; Basidiomycota; Tremellomycetes; Filobasidiales; Filobasidiaceae
Product: endoplasmic reticulum protein
Exons: 11
Coding region: 407-1009 (200 amino acids)
Biological process (GO): endoplasmic reticulum to Golgi vesicle-mediated transport; intracellular protein transport
Cellular component (GO): endoplasmic reticulum; endoplasmic reticulum membrane
Source: RefSeq, a predicted model, not a curated record
CGCACAACGACAGAUUCACAUGUAUCUUGUAGCGCCCAUUGAAAUCAACUCCGGUAAGAUGCAAUUUUUGCCACACAGACUGAUUGUCUAGGCAUGCUUGCAAAAAUCCAAGAGACUAGCAGCAAUUCGAGUUUCACCUUUUGCAAGCGACGCUCGACCUCUACCGGUCACGUGAUCUUUUCGACUAUGACGUCGCUUGGACGUCGAACCGGGCUACGGCACCAAAAGUCAACGUCGACCUGAGUAGUCGUCGUCCUGCUCGAAACGACUUGUUGCAGUUGAUAUCCAGCUCGCCCACCGCGUAAUAAAACACGAACCAUUGUCACAUUAUAAUUCUCGUAGCCCUACUCACCUCGACGGUAACUUCGAAUUAUCUUUUGCAAACCCGCUGAAAUAACCCAUAAUCAUGACUCUCUACUACACCAUCUGCUUCUUGCUCCUCGCGGCUGAGAUGACGCUCUUCUCUUUGGUAGUGGCUCCGAUGCCAUUCAAGCUGAAGAGCAAGUUGACCUACUUCUUGGCGGAGAAUCCCGUUGUCGCCAAGAUUAGCUAUGGCAUGAAGAUAUCCUUCAUAUUCGUGGCUGUCCUGUUCGUCGACAGUGUGCAGAGGAUGAUCAAGAUCGCACGAGAAGGUUCCGAAGCCAAGGAGGAGCGUGGAGUCCAGGAUGUCAGGGUCGAAACUAACUACCGCUCGAGAAAGUUCUACGCUCAAAGGAAUCUGUACCUCACCGGCUUCACUCUGGUCAUGGCUUUGCUGCUUACGAGAGCUUUCAUGAUCACGUUCGAUCUCGUCAAGACACACGAAGAACUCAACAAGCUGGGUAACUCUACCGCAAAGAACUCGGCUUCUUCCCGACAGACUCAGGACCUGCAAGACGAGGUUGCCGCUUUGAAAAAGAAGGUCCAGGCCAAGGAGGUUGAGAUCGCCAACGUCAAGAAGCAAGCUGGACAGAACGCUACUGCUUAUGAAGAGUUGUCAGGGCCGAACGCUAUCAAGGCCACCAAAUAGAUCAUCUAGAAGAGUAAAAGGCGAUAGGGAUGAAGCUUAUGGGCAAGUAACAAUCGAAUGCGCCAGAAGCAAGAUCUGGGGGGAGGUAGUAGACAAGAGAUAUAAUGCUGGAUUCAAACAUGCAUAAUCUACACAAC